UUCCAAACUCGUGGUUUUUGCGGACGUGUUUUUUUUGUGCAUGGUGGUUAAAAAAUAGUUGAUUAAAGUGAAAAAUCUAUAGAUUUAGGUGAAAGUUUUGAGAAUUUGCACGAUUUCUACCGAAAAAAGUGGGGCAAAAUGUUCGAGCUGGGCAAUCUUUCCGGCGAGGCCAGCAGCAGCCUUCUGACCAACAGCACUUCCGGAAUUCACGAGGACCACAGCAUGACGGGCAGCAUCGAUGGCUCGUUUCUGGAAACUUCCGCCGAAUCCGGCGUUCCGUGCAAGUCGGAAGAGGAGGGCGGAAGCCAGCUGCAGGAAGAACUCGCGGGUGGCAGUUCCGGCGGCGGCAGCUCGGUGUCCGGCUUCUACACGGUGGAAUAUCCGGUGACGCAGGUCAACGGAUGCCGCCAGUAUGGGCCGCCGCGCAGUUGGCGGGGACCGUCGCCGGGCUACGGUUGCGAGGUCUACGCAAAGCGCAUUCCGGCCAACUUUACCGAGGUGAACCUGGUGCCGAUCUUUGAGCGGUGCGGAAGAUUGUACGAGAUUCGGCUUAUGAUGGACUACAACAACCAGAACCGGCGUUACUGCUUUGUGCGGUACACCAACGAGGAGGACGCCCGGCUCGCGAUCGAGCUGCUCAACCACCACUUUGUGCGCGGCAACCAGACGAUCGAGGUCCAAAAGUCGUUCGAAAAGUGUCGCCUCUUUGUGGCCAACCUGCCGAAGGAGCUGGACCGCAAAACGAUCGAGGUUUCGUUCCGGUCGCUGUUCCCGGAGAUGACGCGGCUCGUCAUGCACAACCGGAUCGCGGACGGCACGACGAACCGGGGCUUUGCCUUUAUGGACUUCCCGGACCACGGGUCGGCGUUGCGCGCCAAGAAGCAGACCACGCCGGGCUGCCUCCGGAUGUGGGACCGGGACAUCAAGAUCGUGUGGGCGAACCCGCAGCGCGCGCUGGACCACUCGAACGCGGACGAGGUGAAGACGCUGUUUGUGCGGAACGUCGAUCUACAGGUAAGCACCAAGGAACUCUACAUGCUGUUCUCGCGGGUCGUGGACCGGCAGGACAUUGUCAAGAUUUCGCGCGUUCGUGAGUUUGCGUUUGUGGAGUUUACGCGACGCUUCCACGCGGCCUUCGCGAUGCAUGCCGUCCAGGGCUUCCAGCUGAACGGGUACACGCUGGACAUUGAGUGGGCGAUGCCGCCACUGCGUCCCACUUGCAGAAACUCGUUCCACAACAUGAAGAACUACGACUUUAACGUGCUGCUGCGCAUGAAGUGCCUCGCCAACGACUGGGCCCUGCCGAUCCUGCUGUUUGGGCGCAUCUUCUCGAUGAGCUGCGUGCAGUACGUGGCGGUCAUCAUUCGGGACAGCAAGCGGCAGCAGCAGCAGGGCCACGUGUACCUGGUGGAGAUUUGCACGACCGGGCUGUCGGACAUCCAGAGCCGCGUGUGCGAGGCCAUCUGCGCGUUCGUGCUGGAGAUUGGCACGCUGCCGGCGCUCAACCUGGUGCUGAAGAUCUGCCAGGACGAGAUGAAGAUUGUUGGUUCGAUUCCGUCGAUCGCGCACCCGGUGUUGCACUUGGCGCGUGGUGUGGAUCGGCGCUUGGAACUGUUCUGGAACGAGAUCGUGGACCUGUGCGAGGGCGCCCACCAGCUGUUGAAGUUCUCGUUCGACGACCUGUACGCCGUGUACCGGCGAGAGUUGGACAAGGGCAUUCGCUACUGCUACCUGGAGGACAUUCCGAUGGAGGAUCGCAUCAUCGGCUGUCAGGACCCGAACUAUCGUGGCCGCGGGCCGCUCAAUCCCGAUCUGGACGGCCGCGAGAUCAUCCUCGUCCUGUGCGAUCGCCAAACCCGCACAAACUACAACUUUUCCAGCAAGAACAACUACAUCGCGGAGAAGAUCUCCUCCUUGGAGGCCGUCGGAACGAGCACCCUGACGUACAAGGUCCAGGCCAUGCUGCCGGGACGCUUCGUCCAGGCCGGCUGCGAGCGGCUGCCCCGUAACGCGGCCGUCCCGUACGGCCACAACCAGUACUACAACACGCGACUCCCGGCGGGCAGCGGCGACUCCGCCAACACCAGCGGCACGUACAUGCUCCACCCGGAAACCGGACUUCCGUACCAGUCGUCGGACUCGUCGACCGUCGCCAACACCCUCCAGAACAUCAACUUCAGCAUGCCGCCUCCUCCGCUGCCGGCGUUGAUUCCGCCGCCGCAGAUCUACGGUCCACCGGCGCCGAUGCCGCUCGUUCCGGGUUACUACAGCCCGGACAUGAACCUGCUAACGCAGGCCAUGAGCCAGAUGUGCUUCGAUCCCGUGAUUGGGGCGUUGCUGGCGCAGAAUAUGUUCCUUUAAGCGUCGCCGGA
Molecule: messenger RNA, 2372 nt
Organism: Culex pipiens pallens (northern house mosquito)
Lineage: Eukaryota; Metazoa; Arthropoda; Insecta; Diptera; Culicidae
Exons: 6
Coding region: 139-2361 (740 amino acids)
Cellular component (GO): nucleus
Molecular function (GO): mRNA binding
Source: RefSeq, a predicted model, not a curated record